AUGUCUAAUCUCCAUGACUCCAGCCUCAACGUUGUAGGCGAUCUGAAAGCAGAACUGGAGCCCUUCUCCUCCAGGCAGCGCCCUGGCCUAGCCUGGGAGCAGCGCCCGCCACUGCUGACCCGGGCCCAGCCCUCCAGGCUGGGGAACAUGAAGCCGGCCCUGACCCCUGUGCUGCUGCUGCUGCUGCUGCUGAGGUUUGGGACACAAGGAGCCAAGGUUCAGAGAACUUGUGGGCGCCCAAGGAUGCUCAACCGGAUGGUGGGAGGGCAGGACGCAUUGGCAGGCGAGUGGCCCUGGCAGGUCAGCAUCCAGCGCAAUGGAAGCCACUUCUGUGGGGGAAGUCUCAUCACAAGUCGAUGGGUCCUCACCGCAGCGCACUGCUUCUCCAACACCUCAGAAACUUCCCUGUAUGGAGUCCUGCUGGGGGCACGGCAGCUGCUGCAGCCGGGACCUCACGCGGUGUACACCCGUGUGAAGCGGGUGGAGAGCAACCCCCGGUACCAAGGCAUGGCCUCCAGCGCCGAUGUGGCCCUGGUGGAGCUGCAGACACCCGUGACCUUCACCAACCACAUCCUCCCUGUGUGUGUGCCUGACCCCUCGGUCAUCUUUGAGUCGGGCAUGAACUGCUGGGUCACCGGCUGGGGUAGUCCCAGCGAACAAGACCGCCUGCCCAACCCGCGGAUCCUGCAGAAACUCGCUGUGCCCAUCAUCGACACGCCCAAGUGCAACCUGCUGUACAGCAAAGACGCCGAGGCCGACCUCCAGCUCAAGACCAUCAAGGACGACAUGCUCUGCGCAGGCUACGCGGAGGGCAAGAAAGACGCCUGCAAGGGUGACUCGGGGGGCCCCUUAGUGUGCCUUGUGGACCAGUCAUGGGUACAGGCCGGGGUGAUCAGCUGGGGAGAGGGCUGUGCCCGCCGGAACCGCCCAGGUGUCUACAUCCAGGUCACUUCCCACUACGACUGGAUCCACCGAAUCAUCCCAGAACUGCAGUUCCAGGGCAGAGCCAGUGGCCAACAGCAGCGAAUGGGGGGGAACUCCGCACCCUGCCUGGCCGCCCAUGGGGUCAUGCUGGCCCUUGUAGCACUGCUCACUGUCCUCUGAGCCCACCAGGGUGGAGCCCGACCAGUGUACAUUUGUAAAUACCUCUCCA
Molecule: messenger RNA, 1153 nt
Organism: Jaculus jaculus (lesser Egyptian jerboa)
Lineage: Eukaryota; Metazoa; Chordata; Mammalia; Rodentia; Dipodidae
Gene: Prss27
Product: serine protease 27
Exons: 7
Coding region: 1-1104 (367 amino acids)
Biological process (GO): proteolysis
Molecular function (GO): serine-type endopeptidase activity
Source: RefSeq, a predicted model, not a curated record